GUCCAGUUUGGGGUUCUCAGCCCUUUAUUCCAAGUGAACACAUUGAGAGGGUCCUGGGACAGUAAUGGGAAAGUAGGUGAUUUGGCAGAAUGGGCUUCCUUCAUUCUGUUACAAGGAGAUAGUCCCCCUGUGACCCAUGAGGCCUCGCCUCCCUUGCUUCCAUCGUGUCUUUGUUUUGAAAUAACCCCCAGAAAAAGGUCUUUCUGCUCUAACUGCCGCGUGUUGGCUUUCUCAGCCUGCUGCAAGGGAGGAGUAGGGCAGGAUCUCUAGGGCUUUGGAUUUUGCCAUUGUAAACAUUGGGCCUUUCCCUGAAUUUGUUUCAUGUUGGGAAACAAGCAUGGUGUCGUCUCCUUGUAGUCACAUUGAAGAUUUCACAAGCACCCACUUAUUUAUUGCUAAUCAAAAUUAUCAUAUUUAAGAGAACCCACUCUUUGGGUGCCACUGCUGAAAUGAACAGUGUCACCACUCGGCGUACCUCAUUCCCCCAAGCCAAAGUUUUUAUUAAGAUUAAGAUAACUCUACAAUGGACCAAAACUGAUUCUCCAUGGUCUGGGAUGUAUGCUGGCAGACACAAACUGCUUGCUUGGAUGUCAUAAAACAGGACUUAACAAAGGGCCACAAAACAGGGAAUUGUCUCUGCCUGGAUGUGUCGAAACUACGCUCCAACUUGAGACUUGAAUCUGGGGGGGUUCUUCCCCCACCCCACUGGGGAAGUGGAGAGCUCCCCUUGCAAUCCUUUCUGGUUGGUUUGGGGGUACACGCCAACUGAAAGGAACUGGCUACAAAAAUGGCAACCCCAGUUGUUACCAAGACCGCAUGGAAGCUACAGGAAAUUGUGGCCCACGCCAGCAAUGUGUCCUCCCUGGUGUUGGGCAAAGGCUCGGGACGGCUUUUAGCAACAGGAGGAGAUGAUUGCCGGGUUAACCUGUGGUCAGUGAACAAGCCCAACUGCAUCAUGAGCUUAACUGGCCACACGUCACCCGUGGAGAGCGUCCGACUCAACACCCCCGAGGAGCUCAUUGUGGCCGGAUCCCAGUCAGGCUCCAUUCGCGUUUGGGACCUGGAAGCUGCCAAAAUUCUUCGUACCUUAAUGGGGCAUAAAGCCAACAUCUGCAGCCUGGACUUCCAUCCCUAUGGGGAGUUUGUAGCCUCUGGUUCUCAGGAUACAAACAUUAAGCUCUGGGACAUACGGAGAAAAGGCUGUGUGUUCCGGUAUAAGGGGCACACUCAGGCCGUCAGAUGUCUCCGGUUUAGCCCCGAUGGGAAAUGGUUAGCGUCUGCUGCAGAUGACCACAGCGUGAAGCUUUGGGAUCUGACUGCGGGGAAGAUGAUGUCCGAGUUCCUGGGACACACGGGGCCCGUCAACGUGGUAGAGUUUCACCCCAAUGAGUACCUCCUGGCUUCUGGCAGUGCAGACAGGACAAUCCGCUUCUGGGAUCUGGAGAAGUUCCAGGUGGUCAGCUGCAUCGAAGGGGAACCUGGGCCUGUCAGGAGUAUACUCUUCAACCCUGACGGCUGCUGCUUGUACAGCGGGUGUCAAGACUCCCUCCGGGUGUAUGGCUGGGAACCGGAGCGUUGCUUUGACGUGGUCCUGGUGAACUGGGGCAAGGUGGCCGACCUGACCACCUGCAACAACCAGCUGAUCGGCGUCUCCUUUGCCCAGAGCAAUGUUUCCUCUUACGUGGUGGAUCUGAACCGGGUCACAAGGUCUGGGACUAUUGUGCAAGACCCAGUGCAGGACAGCAGGCCCGUAGCUCAGCCCACACCCACCGGUUCCACCAUCCGCCGAGGCUACGAGAGGCCGGCCACAGCCUGCAGCAAACCCCAGAGGGUGAAGCAGAACUCGGAGAGCGAGAGGCGGAGCCCCAGCAGCGAGGAUGACCGUGACGAGCGGGAAUCCCGGGCCGAGAUCCAGAACGCCGAGGACUACAAGGAGAUCUUCCAGCCCAAGAACAGCAUCAGUCGGACCCCACCCAAGAGGAGUGAGCCAUUCCCCGCCCCUCCAGAGGACGACGUGGCCAUAGCAAAGGAGGCGUCCAAGCCCAGCCAGGCCAUGGACGUCCAACUCCCGAUGCCAAACAGAGGAAACUCUGACUUUGUGCCCAGGGUUCCCGUUGCCACCUCCACCCCAAUGCCCAAAGCUGAGCCUGCUGUCAUUCCUGCUGCCAGAAAUGAGCCCAUCGGGCUCAAAGCCUCCGACUUCCUACCUGCCGUGAAGAUGCCCAACCAGUCAGAGAUGGUGGAUGAAGAUGCCAUGUCCCAAAUCCGAAAGGGCCACGAUACCAUGUGUGUGGUUCUGACCAGCCGUCAUAAGAACCUGGACACGGUGCGGGCCGUCUGGACCACGGGCGACAUCAAGACAUCCGUGGACUCAGCCGUGGCCAUCAAUGACCUGUCCGUGGUUGUAGACCUCCUCAACAUAGUGAAUCAGAAAGCGUCUCUUUGGAAACUGGACCUCUGCACCACUGUCCUCCCACAGAUUGAGAAGCUGCUUCAGAGUAAAUAUGAGAGCUACGUGCAGACGGGGUGCACCUCCUUAAAGCUGAUCCUGCAGCGGUUUCUACCCCUGAUCACAGACAUCCUGGCUGCCCCGCCUUCAGUGGGGGUGGACAUCAGCCGAGAGGAGAGACUCCACAAGUGCAGGCUGUGCUACAAGCAGCUGAAGAACAUCAGCCACCUCAUCAAGACCAAGUCCGGCCUCAGCGGCCGCCACGGCAGUGCCUUCCGGGAGCUGCAUCUGCUCAUGGCCCCCUUGGACUGAGUGACCAGCACAUCCCCGGGCUCGCACGCGCACCCUCUGCCCGGCCCCUGCUCAGCCUGUCCCCAGGACCUCCACACACAGAAGGGGACGGGGCUGGGCCGGGACUCGAGGCAGAGAACCCCCCUCCUGCCCCUCGCCCCCCAGGCUUAGAGGUUCUGGAAGCCCGGCUCUCCCACUCAACGUCGCCUCUCCGUUCUCCCCGUCCCGGACCCGCUCUGGGGCCCAGCCACGUCUGUUGGGUUGGGACCCGUGUGGGCUUUGUCCCGAGAGACUCGGACCUCCACCCCGGCGUCCACACGGCACUCAGAAACUCCCUGCCAGCGGUGCGGGCUCCCAGCUCUGCGCGGCUCCUGCAGAGGGAGGAGAGGGGCCAGCCGGGGGCUCCUGCAAUGACUUUGUUCUCCAAUAAACAGCUGUCCAACUUG
Messenger RNA from Antechinus flavipes (yellow-footed antechinus), 3186 nucleotides. RefSeq names its product katanin regulatory subunit B1 (gene KATNB1). Gene Ontology annotation, biological process: microtubule depolymerization; microtubule severing. Gene Ontology annotation, cellular component: katanin complex. Bases 788 to 2761 code for a protein of 657 amino acids. The transcript has 20 exons. The record is from RefSeq and is a predicted model, not a curated record. Gene Ontology annotation, molecular function: microtubule binding. Lineage: Eukaryota; Metazoa; Chordata; Mammalia; Dasyuromorphia; Dasyuridae.